Molecule: messenger RNA, 2188 nt
Organism: Aegilops tauschii subsp. strangulata
Lineage: Eukaryota; Viridiplantae; Streptophyta; Magnoliopsida; Poales; Poaceae
Source: RefSeq, a predicted model, not a curated record
AUGUCCAACAUCGGUAGCUACUCCGACGGGAGCUCCAGAGACAAGGAGGAGCUGGCGCUCCGUAUUGCGCUCGAGCUCUCGCUGGUCGAUACGGGCGGCAGCUCCGGGUCUGGUGCGACGCCACCUAUCGCCCGUCGUCGCAACGCCGACGCCGGUGCCGGCCCUUCCCACCCCGCCCAGGGAUCUGUGAGGCCUGCCCGAUCUGCUCCUUCCGCCCGACGGCCUCCUCCACCUCCGUCCGCUGCUCCGCGCGGGCAGCGGUGGGUUCUAGUGCCCGCUGCGGACUCCGAAGUCGGAGACACGUGCCGCCCGCCGCGAGAGGCAGAGGACAAGGGAAAUGGGGGCGGGCCAGACGCAUCUGCGCAGUCCGCCCGCCGCCGCCGGGUGCCCGACGAGGAGGACCGUCUCCUCGAGUGGUUGUACCGUCGGUCACUUAGUGAGGCGGAGAUGAAGGCCCGACGGCUCCGGAGGAUUAACGCCAAGCAGCUCCGGCUCGGCAUUGAGCAAUUCGAGCGGGACGCGGCGGAGGCAGCGGCAGAGGUGGUGAAGGUGGCCAAACUCAAGCGCAAGCAAGACCGCGUCGUCUGGGGCUUGCAAGGCUACAUCGUCAUCUGCGAUUCCUCCUCCUCCGACAGGUCUGACGGCUCCGACAUGGACCCACCUCCUUCCGCGGACUCCUACAGCUGCGCCGGCGACCGGAAGGGUUCGGCUCCGCAUACAAACAUAGGCAUGGCCACCAGCAGCCCACAGCUCGUGAUGCUCGUGUCGUGUUUGGCCGCCCUUGCCCUCGCCGCCGGCGCCGGGGAAGCGGAUGGUAGGCCAAAGGCCCGCAGGUUCGUGACGGCGAGCGGGGCGCGGUUCAUGGCGGGCGGGCGGCCGUUCUACGCCGACGGGUUCAACGCGUACUGGCUCAUGUACAUGGCAUCGAACCCCGCGGACCGGAGCAAGGUGCUCGACGUGCUGGACCAGGCGUCCCGCCUCGGCCCAACGGUCGUCAGGACCUGGGCCUUCAGCGACGGCCAGGGCAGCGACCGGCCGCUGCAGAUCACCCCCGGCGUGCACAAUGAGCAAGUGUUCGUGGGACUAGACUUCGUAAUAGCGGAAGCAAAGAAACGAGGGAUCUACUUGAUCCUGAGCUUGGUGAACAACAUGGACAGCUUUGGCGGGAAGAAGCAAUACGUGCAGUGGGCCCGAGACCGAGGCCACUACCUUGGGUCCGACGACGACUUCUUCUCCGAUGCCCUCACCCAGCAGUUCUACAAGAACCACAUCAAGAGGAUGGUCACGAGAGUCAACACCUUCACGAGGGUGGCGUACAAGGACGAGCCGACCAUCUUCGCGUGGGAGCUGAUGAACGAGCCUCGCGUCCCGAGCGACCUCUCCGGAAAGACGAUGGAGCGCUGGGUGGCAUCGAUGUCCGCGUACGUCAAGUCCGUCGACCCCAAGCACAUGGUGGAGAUCGGCAUGGAAGGGUUCUACGGCGAGUCUACGCCGGAGCGCAAGCGGUUCAACCCGGGGCAAGGGUACACCGGCGGCACCGACUUCAUCUCCAACAACCACAUCCCCACCGUCGACUUCGCCACCAUACACAUCUACCCCGACCAAUGGUUGCCGGGGUCGAGCAGCCAUGCGCAGGUGGAGUUCACCAAGAGGUGGAUGGCGUCUCACAUCGAGGACGCGGGGAAGGCGCUGCGGAAGCCGCUGCUGGUGGCGGAGUUCGGCUGGUCCGCGCGCUCCGGCGGCUACACGGUGGCGGCGCGGGACGGCUACUUCCGCAUGGUGUACGACGCCAUCUACGCGUCGGUGAAGGGGGGCGGGCCGUGCGCCGGGGGGCUCUUCUGGCAUGUCAUGGCGCCUGGGAUGGAGAGCUGGACCGACGGCUAUGACGUCGUGUUCGAGCGCAGCCCCACCACCGCCGCCGUCGUCUCGCAGGAGUGCGCCAAGAUCCACAGAAUCACGUCCGCAGUCUAGCUUUUAUUGAGGCACAUGCAUGUGUGUGGACUGUGGAGGAAUCGAAGACUCACGAGCCCAUUGGAUUGGAAUUAUUUACAUCGGGUUGCUAACGAAUAGAAGAGCGCUAGGCGUCCGUUGGACGGCGGGGCAACAAAUCGUCCUCUCCUCAGCCGUCUGGUCCAAGUUAAAUAGCGAUUUUAGUCUAUCAAUCAAAUAUGGAACUCUCCGCAUGUUA